This is a messenger RNA of Xyrichtys novacula (pearly razorfish), 29508 nucleotides long. The record is from the annotation of a GenBank genome assembly. NCBI's taxonomy places the organism in Eukaryota, Metazoa, Chordata, Actinopteri, Labriformes, Labridae.
AUGAUGGGGAGGCAGCAACACCCACACUGCAUUCUAGUCCUUCUCCUCAUCGUCUUCAUCAUCGGGAUAGCUCUCUCUGGCUCCCCAUCUCCCCGCAGGAGCAGAGGUAGGUGAUGCUUGCAUGUAUGCAUGUGGGGUAACGUUUCUAAAAUUUGGUCCUCAGUGCUCGUAUGUAUCCUCCUACAGUCGAAGAUACGUACAAUGAAAAGUAAAACUUUGUAUGAUUCCUUCAUCUGUGCUAUUUUCCUCUUUGGCCUAUUGCCAAAUGGAUGCUGGGAUUUGCCUGGAAGGAUGAUAUAUCACAGCUGCUGAGACGGGGGUUUGUUUUUAGAGAAUGAAGAUAAAGAGUUUAGUAGCUGUUAAGAAAUAAUUGAUUACUCUGAAUAUUGGAGACAAACUGACAUAGAUUUUGAGGGGAAAGUAGUUAUUGGAAGCCUGUAAUGUGCACAUUUUUUUUUAGAACCAAUGAAAUAUCAAAGUAGUAAAACAAAGGAGGCUAAAAUGUGCUGAUGAAGAAAAGCAGCGUUUUUGCAGCUGGUUGCUUUUCUUCAGACUUCACACAAAAAUUGGUUGCAAUAUUUGGCUUUAAUAACAGGGGACUGAUUGUUUCUAAAAAAUUUGUUUUCUGUCUAGGGAGCAUAAUAACCUGCAAUUGCAAGGUACCAUAUUGUGACUGCAGAUAAAAAAACUCUUCAACCAGUUUUUUUUUUUUUUUUUUUUUUGCAUUUCCCCAAAAUAAGGUGAGCAGACACAACAAAAGUGGUCACUCACUGCUAGUUAGUUGCACUUAAAGUGUUUCCAGGUUGCAGGUCAAGUGUCACACUUGUAGACGGCCUGGUCUUGGUUUUCCUGGUACUGUGCCCACCAAGCACAUACAUGUUUCAUCAGUACUUUUAUUCCCCCAGGAGAAUGAUUGUUUAUUUAUAACAAGCUCUCAAUAAAGGCUUCUAUUAAACCAUCCAAAGAGCAUGUUUGAAAUUGAACACAGCCUGUGCAGCAGAAAUAGAAGCUAUGGUUUAAACCACAUGUCUCUUAAAAGUUGAGAAGUGCUCACAUUACCAAAUCCCCACUUAGAGAUUCAUGUCACUUGUUUGAAGACAACCAGUGUCACAGCUCUUACCCCUCUCAUCCCCUACAUGGACUGUUUUCUUUCCCGAAACACCUUCAAGGAAAGCUGCCUAUGGAAAGUUUUCUGUCCAUGAAUAUCCUAAUCAGACAAAACUUUUUCCAUGUUGCCUCAUUAUCUCACUGCUGGGUCAGUGCGCACUCACUCACUCCUACAUGCACGCCGACCCCAGGCUUUGUUUCCAGACACUAUAUGCUUUGCAGCCAAGCUUUGUUUUGCUUGUGAUAUCUGGUUCCUUUUGAGGACUUGUAGAAGCGAUGUUAGAAACACAGACUGGAGUUGUUAUGAAGAGGUUUACACUGCAGAGAAGGCUGCUUCCUCUGUGUUACUUGCUGCUGAGCUUGGCUUGCAGACAAAAUUCAAUGUGCAGCCUUGGAAGAUAGAUGAAAGGGGUUUGUGUGAAUGUGUUUGCUUUGGAUGGAGAGUUUUAAAGUCUGUAUUCCUGUUCAUCUUGGACUAAGCCUCUGGUUUUGGGAUGAGAAAUGUAAUGCAAUACCAAUGAGGUGAGAUAUUAUGGAUUAGUACAUAGGUCUUAGAGUAUACAGGUGCACUGUAACAUGGCCUGAACUCCCCAAGACUUGAACCCACUGUGCACUACUUUCCACUGACUAAACUGUGAUAAUGACAUUAUUUUACAUGUAUUUCAGCCAUAAGAUUGAAGUGAUCAUUAGUUUUAGUUGUGUAUCAAAGUCAUUUUUGGCCACUAGUGUAUAAUGGUUUCUGAAAAAGUUUUCACUCACUUAAAACUAACUCAACUGGCCUGUUUGAGACGGUAUCAAGGUUAAACUGAGUGUCCUAUCUUAACACUUAUAUUUACAUUAGUUGGAUGAUCCGGCCUAGACUCUCCCAUUAAUGUCAUGCUUCUGCUGUCCAAGCUACCUGAAAUCUACCAGGGCAAGAAGAGUACAUUAAAAACAGAAGUGGUGAUGUACAGGAAAGUCUAUAUUUAUUUUAUUGGACUUCACAAAAAGUGUAAUCAACAAAAAUGACCAAAACAGAGCAAUGGCUAGACAUAUACGCAUGAUUCAGCUCGUCUCUCAGGAUAAAAAUGUACAAUACUGUCAUCUAUUAAAUACUUAACAGACAACAACCAGUAGCUGAUUGUGGUUUUGUCAUUGACCACUGAUCUCAUGGCUCAGUUGAGCUCACAGAUCAAGGAUCGCAUUUCAGUUUUGGGGAUUGACUGACUCCACCUCUAUGCAACUCAUAGUUUAUCAUGCAUCAUUCAUCAAGUCUCGAAAGGCCUUAUUUAAAGACUAGCCUAAUUUAUACAGACAGUCCUAAUCUGGCUUUUACAUUGAGUUAUUGAAAAACUUAAACUUAAGAAAACAGGCGAAUCACUACAGACUUAAAUCCCAUACAGACUCUGAGUCAUCUCCUGUGUGAGUGCACGUUAGUGAUCCAGCUGUGUGCACUGGCUUGAGUCAUGUCAAGUGUUCCUGUGCUCAUAUCACGUGUCUAAGUGAAUUUAAUACUCUUGUAUUCCUGCUCUGCUUGUGUUUUGGGGCUUCUACAGUGUCCCCGCUGUCACAGCAGUGUUUCGAUCAGUAAAUCGCAUCUGGUUUGAGAUGGGUUGAAUGGAUGGUGUUACUGACAUGCAUCAACAAAAUGCAUCAAUGACAAUAAGACUGUUCUAAUUUGUGUUUGGGAUGCAGUUGUUGCAAGUAAGUAAAAUAUUAUCUCUGCACCCUCAAAGAAGUUAGAGGAAUGCAUUGCUUGUGUUUUGAUGAACAAGAUGCACAAUUUGGAAAAAUGUGAGUUUUGCAUGAUUAGCUUAAAUUACCACAUUUUUGGUCUAACCUUUUUAUUCUCUUUCACUAGAACAUACAGUGUCAUAGUUUAAGUGAUCAAAGAUGUCUUUAAAAAAAAAAAAAAGGUUGGCCCUCAUUUAUCACCAUUUUCAUUAACAAAGUUAAAACUACUUAAUAUUAAAGGCACAGUUAGUCUACACAAGGGUUCAGCUCUUAAAGUCCCACUCCGAUAAUUUACUCAAUGGUCUUUAAAUUGUGAUUAGCUUAAACCUGUGUAAUUUUCAAAGGCUUUUCUUCCGCAGAGCUCCAGUAGCUCAUUAGCAAUUCGCCUCUGAGUCGUAGGUGGAGACAGCGCUGCUCUGCACACUCAUCUUCACGCAAGCUUGUAGUCUAACAUUGAAGGAGAUAUUCAGCUCUUAGACACUAAUGUCUUUAUGGGCACGAUGAAAUCUAAUAUCAUAAUUGGCUUUCUUACGAGAAUUGCAAUCAGCUACCACAUAAACUUGUUCCACGGUUGUUCUCUGUAUUUCUCUGAAUCUGUCCGGCAUAGUGGGGCUCUGGGGGCGGGGCUUGGAAGUGUGACAUAUGAAAUCCAACUGUGUCUGAACCUGCUGUUUAGGUCUGCCAGAUAUCACAACAAUUUGAAUGCAGAAGUACAUUUAUUUUUUUCAUGAUAUGUCCUGUAGCAUCAGAAAAAUGCCCCAUGAACAUGUAAAAAACAAGAAAAACACGAUUUUCAUUGCAGCAGGUCUUUCAGAUAUUCAAAGUUUUUUGUCCUUACCAUCAUCACGAUUGUAUACAUCUCCAGAAAACUGCCAAAACCUUGGUCACAUUUCACAUACAGAUAAAAAGGAUAAAAUUAUGGAGGGAGAGCAAAACACAGAGGAUGACCCUGAUAAAUUAAACUUUAGGAUGUUGAAAGAGUAUCAGGUUGAUGCUGACACAUAUAGGACAACAGUGAUUGAGUAAAGGAGUAGAAGGAUGGGAUGGAGCAGAUCCACAGGGGAAGAGAAAACAGCUGUUCCUCUGUUAAACCUGACAGGGGAGAUAUACAGUUUGAAAGUGGAAAGACCAGCAAGGCCAGGAGUAUAAUCCCAGGUUUGGCCAUGCUGGACUAAAAGUCAAGGCUUCUUAUGAACCUGGGAGAUAAGAUUGUUCCAGAAUAUCCUGCUGGAUAUUCAGAGGGCUGAAUUUUAGCAAUAAUCAGCUGGAUUGAAAUAUUCCCAUUAGAGCUAAUAAAGGUCAGUUCAGCUGUCCUUUCCCCCCCAAGCUAAAUUAUUUCAUAUCCUCGUGCUGUGGCUGGCGUGCGUCUUAGAGACAUUUUCACACUUCAUUGCCUUAAAUGAAGGUGACUGUUUCACAAAGGAGCCAUAAAACAUCUGUCUGUGUCUCCACUGUGUGGGAAGCCAAAUCUCCUCUCCACCUCUCCCCUUCCAGAGCAGAAACCCGAGAAGUUGAAGUGCUGUAUGCCAGAGCCGCAUGAAAUCAUACACCAUGCACGCACGGGAGGGAUAUUGUAUGCAUUCAUGUUGGUGUGUGGCAGGAAGGGUGUCAUCUACAGUCAGUUUGAUUGAUGGUAUAGACCUGACAUGGUGUGAUACAUGGGCGCUGUUAGUCAUAUGUCACAGCAAUAGUGAGAGUUUAUACCCUCAUUUAGUCAGGGGGAUUUACAGUCUGCAGAGCUCAGCUGUGAGGUCCAGCUUGUCAAGACAAGACAAACAGACAGGGCGUCAUUACUCUGUGUCAUCUCUAUCCUCCAGAACCGACACGUUUUCUUCAAAAAGAAAAAAAAAUCUCUUUUUUACUGAAUCUUCUGGAAGCAAAACAAACCCUGGUCUCCUGCACCAUGAAGGCUGAGCUUCAGAUGUGUACAGUUGAGAAGUUUAUGCAUUAAAAAAAUUGAGUUUUUAUGAUCUCAGUGUUCUCUUUACUUGAACCCAGCCCUCCUUGUCCUCUGAACCAUGAGCAUUUGAGCACGAGGCUGGAAAUCUGUGGUUUUGAUCAUGUCAGACAGUAAAUCAUGAUGUUUUCAUGCCAGGACUGCUCAUACUGUACAGAUCAACGUUUUAUUAUUUGUUUUCAAACACACAUACACAUAUCAUGCUGCUCAGCAGCUGAAAGUAUAAAAAGAGUUUUGUCAUGCUGACAAAUCCAUUAACCCACUCCUUCGCCCGCUGUAUCAUCUGUUCCUAGUGAUAACCGCAAAGACUCAGCUUGUCAGGCAUGUAGGUUUACAUCUUCCACUUAUGAGGACCAGAAGAUUUGGAAACCUGGUAAUAUGUUUAUUGAAUGAUGUGGCACUGUUUAUUGCAUAAUCUGUUUUGUUUACUGGCUGACUUGAGCGCUGUGAUGGAUUUCCCCGUAUUGUAAGCGUUACUUAAUUCUCUGCAUGAGGCAGAAAGUUUGCAUAUGUCAUGAUGGUUUAACAGGAUUAGUCUUUUCUCUGAAUUCAUUGUAUAUUUUAGUAGAAUAUUACUCACAUUGAGAGUGGGUAUGAUUUUUGUAAAACUAUAAUGUGUGACCAGCGCCACGUAAUAUACUGCAGAUGUGUAUGAAAUUACUGUUAGCUAAUUAAUAGGCUUAAAGCUCUUCUCUUUAAUUUCACAGUUCUCUGUAGUUACUUAGAUCUCUUCAUUGUUAUUGUGACUAUGUCAUGGUUGUGGCAUUCUUUUGUGACUUCUGCAUGUUGUGUUGUGUAUCUUGCAACACUUUGGGCUUAUUCAACAUCUGAUCCAGCCUUCUAUAUGAUUUGUGAACUUGGGCUGCCAUAGCUUUAUACAAUUCUUGUUUGUUCACAGAAGAUUGUGAAGUCUGUAAAAGAAUAAAGCUGCUCGCUCAUCAUUUGAAUAUACCUUAUAUCUUUUUCAACAUGCUCUCGCACACUGAGGGCAACUGAGAUUGAUGAUCGGCUCAUUCCUGUGGAGCAACUUUGGGGUCAGCAUCUCGCCCCAAAGUCACCUCAAAAUAUAGACCAGAGGAUCCAGGACUUAAACUGCCAAAGCAGCCCCUUAAAGUGUAUGAGCUGCAACAACAGGCUCUGUUUCCCCCUGCCAGGCCUGCUCAACGGUCCAUCUGUGAUUUCUUGAGGCAGUAUUGUGGGUUUUGCUCUACUUCAGCUCCAUGUCUUUUGGUGAGGUUGUGAAGCCUCAAUGGUCCCAUUUGUUUGACAGAGUCAAAGUCAAAGGGCUGCUCUUGUGAAAAAUUUAUAUUCAGAAAAUUACCCAUUAUUUUUCUCUCUGUAUACCAAAACAACCACCCACAACAUGACCAUGGUUUAGUGGUUUCCUUUGUACCGCUGAUUAAUUCUGUGACUGGAUCGAUAACUGAAGCUUAUUCAUUUUUCCGUGGAAACACUGAUAAGUCUCUACUGUCCCAGUGAAGGCCAAGUAGCUGGGCUCAUGUCGAGGUGUCAUGGGACUGAGCCAGUACUUGCUUGUACUUGAGUUAAAAGCACACUGCCAGAAGUUUCCCAAUGCUUCAUGCACACUGAGCUCCUUUCACUCUGGGCCAAUCUCACUUGUGUUCUAUCAGAAAUAUUGAUGAGAAAAUCAAAACAAAUGCAGUUUUGAUAGAAAACACAUCGCUGGAAAAGCACAACGGGGUUUUUCCUUAUCCAGGGCUUCCCCCUCUCACUCUCAGCGUCUGUUUUGGCGUCUCACAGCUGUUGGCAUUUGUCCUUAAGCAAAGUUCCAUUAAAUCAUUUAAUGCUGAAAUAUUAAACAAAGACAUGUGCUGCUCAGAGUAUAACGCAGCACAAACCGAAAAAUCCAGGAAAGCAAUUUUGGCCUCCUGCAGAUUGGGUUAUGGUUACCUAAGUCCAUAGACUGUAUAAAUAAAAUGCACUAAACCAUGUGUUCCCUAUAUGUGCACUAUGGUAUUUAUCAUUUUAGCGGUUGCGAACUGUCAGUCCUAAGUCACGCCUCUGGCUGAACAACACUCAGCCUCAUUUUCUGAUGUUUAUUAGCAUUCCUGUUAGAAACUGUCUAAUUGUUAGCAGUGACAUUUUCUGGCUGGUUGCAAAGGCCAGAUGAUCAAGGCGAGUGAUUGAUUGAAAAGUAAGCAAACUCAGUCUUUUGUUUGCACGCGUAGAGUCAUUCUGUUGCCUGUCAGAUCAGAAUCUGACUUGUUUCAGACACAAGUCAAGCGAAAGAGAUUUAAGAUGUAUUUUUUUUCUUUGUGUUUGUUUUAAGGAUGACAAAGUAUAAUAGCUGGUAUUAAAAUAGAAGGUACUGGAAAAUUAUACUGUAAAUAAAUGAGGCUGAGUUUUAGCGUUAGUUUAAGAAUAAGGAUAAUAAUAAUAAGAACUUUAUUGAUCCCUGAAGGGAAAUUCAAUUGUCUGUCGUCUCAUUUGUCAUGUCUCUAAAAGGUAUCUACUAUUUACAGAAGAGUUAUAAAGUCUGAUGGCUGUACGUACAAAAGAUAUUCUGAAUCUUUCUGUCCUGCAGCGAAGAGAGAGGAGCCGUCCACCACCAUUGGCCCUUUGGUCCAUCAAGGUGUUGUGAAGUGGGUGAUCCAUGUUCUUUAGAAUAGACUCCACAUUCCUCAGUGUAGAUCUCUCCACCACUUCCUCCACUGAACCCAGCUUUAGUUUUACUUGUUAGGCAACUGAAACUUUGAUGUACUGGCCUUUUAAACACAGGUUCAGUGCUGAACUCCACCUUUGAAUGCCCGGAGGAUUUCAACUUUGAAGGUUUAGUUUGAAAUCAGAUAUUUAAUUUUCACAGAUAAGAUGUUAUCCUCUUUGUUCAUGCUAGUAAAGGGUUCAUUUUGUUGACUAAGGAGUACAGCCACCUGCCGCUCUGUCACUGGGCCACUGAGCUUGCUAUCAUGCUCUACUCCCUGGUUGUAAACAUGCACAGAUUAAGAAAUGGUGAUAAAGUUGAAUGAAGGAUGUGUCUUGUUGAACUGGAAUAUAAACACUUGAUCUGAACCACGUGUAUCCAGCACAGGCAUGUGGGCUUAAACUUGAAAGGUUGACUGAAGACUGGUGGUGCCAGCACUUGCCUGAAUCCCAAGCCAAUUUGACAUUACUCACCUGCAGACUCCGGGAUCAUGUUUUGCCAUGUUGAAUAAUUUGCGCUCAAUUUGUUAAGUUUUUGGAGUGUUUUCUUUCCUUCAAACGAGGCAGUUAGUCAGAAUUUAAUUUUCCAUUCAAAAGACCAGAAGGUUGGCUGCUACGGAAAAGCACUUGUUCGUGUAUUUUGCAGAAAGGCUCUCACUGUGCAAUCUCUGACCUCCAGACCAAGUCAAGUUUUUAUGGUUGCUUUCCCUGGCGGUAAAAGCAGUCUUGGCUUUGCUUUAUUCUGACCCACCCACUUAUGCCUGUUCUUCUCUAAUGCCUGUCCCACGGCUCUGCUGAUUAGGACUGUUUUCUGUAGAAGUCAGCUCUGGCAGAAAACGUGAGGUUUCUUGUAAAGUGAUGUCAACGUGAUAAAAUAUAAUCAAAAUGUGCCAGCAUGAUUUCAUACCCUUUUUUGUCCACUCAACACAAGCUUGAUGAUGCCUCGCUGAAAGUUUAAUAACUCAUGUUAACAGAUUAUAUUUCAGAGAGACUGUUUACAUUGCAGAAUUUAUUUCUGGACCAUCAACGAUCUCAUAUAAAAGUUUUAAUAUUUGAUAUUUAUAAAGUCUGUGAUUGUCAGGUUGUUAAUGUUUGUAAGCUCUGUAAAAUGAAUCCUCUUAAGAAUGACAAGUUUAAGGACUCCUCCAAGGAUUAGUACAAAUAAUCAGAACUAGUACUUUUGUUAAACUUACACCAGAAACAAGUCUGCUUUGAUGAAACCCAUCCUAUGCACGCACUUGCAAAGUUACAGGAAGCAUACAUUAAAAAGUGUGGACGUUAAGGUUGUAAAAUCACAUUUAUUGAACUCUUUAUUUUGCUUCAAAUAUUAAUAUUAUGAUGGUGUCAAUAUCAGCGACAAACAGAAUAUGCUGUAUGUGGUUUUAAUAAAACAACGAUGUCCUCUCCUUCCUCCCCAGUGAGACGUCAGAACAUGAAAGUCCGCAUCAACGCCACAGGAGACACCAUCGUGAUGAAGUUUUUGCGACCUAACUCCGACACCAAGCUUGAGGGCUACAUCCUGGGCUACGGCAGCAGUAUGUUCUCCAAACAGUUCAUCCAGCUGCCUGAGAACGGACAGCCGUAUGAGACAGAGUUUGGUAAGACUAUUGACAUGUAUCUUUGCAAAGAGAUGAACAUCUGCCAUGACUCCCAUGACGCACAUAUGAAUCGCAAUUCGACCUUUUUAGUCAUGGCGAAGAGGAAAAGAUGUAUAGGCUCUUGGGAUCUAUAAAUUCUAGUUUAUAGCCAUAAGGGUUGAAAGUGAAGCCAAUGUUGAAGUGCCAAAUCCUCCAUCCUGUGGCCACUUUAGGUUUGAGGCAGAUCAACUUAAGUCCCCUUUGCAUGGCAGCUGUUUAAGGGAAGAGUAUUUGUAUUACACAUCUGUUAUGGAUUUAACCUAUGGAGAAUUAAAGGACAGGAUGUUAUGUUAUGAAAUAUUUUUCACUUCAGGGCAGGGAUGUAAAUAUACACAAAAACAAAAGUGGGACAAAAGACAACAUAAGUUUCAUACCGAACUUGCAAAAGUCAUUUUUUUAUUAACCUGCCAAUUUGUGGUGUGAGUUAGUCAGCUGUUUACCAUUGUUCUGCUUCUUCAGACUCUUAGUGUUGGUAUAUGGUGUGAUAUAAAGUGGUACUUGAAGUGUUCCCUAAAGGCUUACCUUUCACUUUGCACUUUGGCUAUGGCCAAAAUUAAAAACCCAGAGCUUUACAUCAGCAGGCCACAAGUUGUUAUUUUUAUACUCAGUCAAUGUCUCCUCUUUAAUUUUAGAUGCAGAACCCAAGUAUCUCAUCGCUGUCCAGCCCAUCCCAGUCAACGAGGUGAAAAAGCAGUGCACAGGUAAUGCAUUAGCAUGAAGCUGGCAUUGUAAACAUGGAAUUUAAACAUAAACACAAAGAAGUAAAAGUAAAAUGCUCUUUGGUCUUCAGGGAAAGUGGAACUGGAGAAGCCACUACACUUGGUCAUUGGUUCAGUGACGCCCACCUCAGUCCUCCUGUCUUGGGGGACUCUGUUGAAAACCCCCUAUGAAAGCAACGUCAUGAAUGACUGUGUCGAGGAUGGGUGAGUUUUCACACUAAUGCACACAUUUCCUACUCUUCAUUCUCCACCGUCUGUGUAUUAGGUUAGUAGCUCAGCAGCCAUCUUUAUUCUACAGAGAAACAGCUGGUACAGACUCACAAGUCUGGUCUUCUGAAAAGUAGUCUCACUAAUGGACUGUGAUUUCAUUUUCAACCUUUUCAUUUCGUGAGUGGCAGUUGUAUUGUAGUUCUGGUGAGUAUAAAACAGAUGGUGGAUGGUUUCGCACACACACACACUAAGUGAAUUUGUGCACAUACUCUGGUAUAACUACCUUAACAGUAAAUGCUUCCCUAAUGUCUCUCAGGUUACCUAGCAGAGAAUCCAGAAAGGCUGUGCAAACAGGUGUUAGGAGAAAUGUCCACCCACAAAACAUAUGCAGCACAAUUCCCCUAUUCCAGAGAACUCUGAGAGCCGUUUCAAAAAUUGGAAAUGAGAAACACUAUCUCUGCUCCUCUUGUUUUUUUUAAAUGUCCAAAUAGUUUCAUGUGCUGAUCAUAGGGAUUGAGUCAUUUCUUGGGAAGACUAUAAGAGCAUCAGGAAGUUGUAUCCUGACUAUGUUUUUAAGCAGUCCCUCACUCAGGACUUGCCUUGGCGAAAAACACACCGUUUAUGGUCAUCAGAGAACGAAGCUGUUUGGAGGCAGACACACCACUGAUUCUGACUGUUGUUGCUAAAUGCAUGGUCAAACUCGUGUAAGGCUGCAUGGUUCAGCUGAAACAUAUGUCUACUGUAGUGGGAAAAAAACCAUCCCCUCCGGCUCUGAGGGCAACAUCAGCAAAAUACUUGCAGCUGAGCAGUCUGCAUGAGGGUCAUUUCAGCAUGUGUUUAAACCCAGGAUGUAUGUAUGGUGCUGUUAUAGUCACUAUGUCUUAAGUGAUACUGUAUGUAACAGGACUACAUACAGUAAUAGCCCUCCACAGUGGCCCUUUGUUGUCAUACAAGAUGCAAGGAAAAAAAAUAUUUUACAAGUCCUGGCUGCUUUGUAGUAGGUGUAGUGUCAAUGCAUCUCCUAGUGGGACCCAUUUCCUCCCUUUUGGUUGCAUACCUCCGUUUGAGAUGUUGAAGUAAACCAGGGACAAGUAACAAGGACUGUUUGAGGACUGACCCAACAAAACUGCACCAGUUCCUAACUACUGAUGAGACUUUGGCGCCGUGCCUGUGUGGAAAAAAAAAUCAUUAACAUAAGCAGACGGUGUUUUAUGUGUUAUAUGGAGGUAAAUAAUUCCCAUCAAUCAACUUCUGUUUUCUCUCCUACGCUCAGACACUACACAGUGCGUUAUCGUGAAAGGAACAGGAAGUGGAACUACCAGACCUGCCCAACGAGUGACACUGUCAUUGACCAUCUGAAGCCCAACACGGUGUAUGAGUUCGGUGUCCAGCCCAAUACCAAAGACCGCAUUGGAUCGUGGAGCAAACCGGUCCUUCAUAACAUAAGCUCAGGGGGCUUACAGGGUGUGUGGAACCAGAACACCUAGAUUCCUUGGAAAUUCAUGUCAAUUAGAAUCAUGAGUCUUGUUGACUUACAAUUUAACGACACUUGUCUUGUUUGAUCCAAAUCCUGGAUCUGAUGGAAACUUGUGCCACUGCUGCAGAACUGUUUCAUCUAAACUUUUCAUUUAUUAUGCAGGACAGCCUGCUCACAAUGAUUUAUUUUCUGUUUUUUUUGUGUGUCCUAAUAACAGAAAAGGCCAUCAGGAAAAUUUUUAAACCUCCUGUCAACCCAGUGGUAUGUAUUGGAUCCAUUUAUACAUCAAGGUAUACACAACCCAUUAUUACUGACACAACUAAAGCGUUUUUUUUCCAUAGUGUCCUUCACCAGAGUCUUGAUGCACUGAUGUUUGACACAGGUUGAAGGUUUUUAAAAAGUGUCAUAAGUGAGUAAGACCAGAGUGCUUAGACUACGCAGGUUCACCUCCUUCCCUUCCAAAUAAAUAUUUUUGAGUUCAGGGUGCACAUUUGAAAAAGGCAAAAUGCUUUAGAGUCCAUCUUGUGUACUUUGUGAGCUUACGCUUUUCCGAGGGUUGUUUGCCUCAUUAAUUUUCCAUCCAGCGGCAGAAUGGAAACAGCGCCAGUGCAGCCAGGACCAGCUGAGCCAAGAGAUCAGUCUGUAGCUCACUAACUUUUGGAGUGGAACAGAGUAAGGGGACAAAUAAGGAGAUGAGAGGGAUGGCUAGAGGGGUGAAAAUGACGAUGUUAAAAUGAGUUUAGAGGAGAAAGGUGGCACUGAUUUACCGACAGUGCAGGGGUUAUGUUUUACAGGUUCCCAGCUCGACUCGUAAAAGAUCACAGCUGCUGAGAAUCUGCCACAACACUUGCUCUCACACACAGAGAGAUGUUGAAUACCAAGCUUCUCACCAGGGAUUUCAACAAUUAGACAUGGAGUGUUAUGAAACACAGAGGAAGCAGCAGAGAGAAGCAUGAGGCUGAGUUCAAACGCUAAUACCAACUUGUUGCUGUGAUAACAAUGACUAAUGACCAACGUGUCCCCUUGUUUUUUUUUCUAUGUUCCCCAGAAACCUCUAACACCGGGUCCACUCUCCUAUCCCUUUGCUCCUCGCCAUGGUAAGUCAUGAGAGACUUGUCACUAUUGAUCAACCUACUGAGCCCUUAUAAUACAGCAGAAUCACAGCACUGAAGUGUCUGUUUGAACUCUGCUCACUGACUCCUGCUCAGGACGUAAAGUAUUUUAACUAUGACUUUGAUUGAUUGAUUGAUUUUUUGCAGAUGCGACCCAAUCAUAACCAGUCUUGUUCUUUAAAAAUGCAGUUUUUUUCUCUGAUGGUUUAUUGCAGGUACAGAGUACAGUUCAACCAGUUUCAAACUUUAACCAUAUGUGGAUUUUUUAAGCAACAGCUGGUGUCAAACUAAAGAUUCACGUUGAAGUGAAAUUCUCUGUGCACGAAGCGCAUGCUCUGACUGCCAAGCCAAACUGUCAUUUCUUUGAACCAUCCACCGUCCAGUAUUUUCGUAGAGAUUUUGAUGAACUUCAAAUUCAUGUCAAUGUCAUGUGAACAGCUUGUUUCUGCGGCCCCCAGGGGGAAAAACAUACAGUCUGCUGUGUUUCUUCACAUUUUAACUUGAUUCAUAAACAUUUGUCCUUUACAUGACUCUUUUUUUUUGCAGUUCUAUUUGAAUGUCAUAUGUCUGACACUUUCACCUAAAUCUCUUCUUCCAUGUUCAGUUCCCCUUAACAGGACCCAGGGCAGAGUGCCCCUGUCCAGGAACAUUCCUCCAAAGACAACUCUUGGUAAUUCAUUUUCUGACCUAAAGCUGGGUUCAGAAGUCAGAAAACUCUUGAAUUAACAUCUGACCAUUCAACCUGACUUCUCCAUUACUGUCCAGGAAAUCUUACCUCCAUGUUGUUAUGUGCAUAUCGCAGAUUUUUGCACUUUCUACAGGACAUAGAGUUAAAAUUUGUGUCCUAGGUCUGCUAAUGCACACUGUAUUUCUCAGCUCCAACCACAACUACUAGACAGGAAACUCUGUCGACCCCUGGACCCACACUUCCUGUGGUCACCAAACAGCCAAUUGGUAAAGAAAGAAUCAUGGUUGUUAUAAAAUGCUUCAUGGCUCUCAUCGUGGCUGUGUGCAGUCAUAAUUUGGCCUACCUUAACUGAGAUGCUGUUACUGCUUUACAGUUUACUUUGUAAUGAGCUGCAUGAGCAAGAGCAGCAUGCUCUGAAUCAGUACAGUAUUUAGAUCCUUCCCAUGGGAACCCUUGGUGUCAACUCAAUGGGCUGUAAUGACAGCAAGGUAGGUGGCCUUGGCUGCAUGGCAUUUUAGCAAAAUGACAAACUCAGAGGGGUUCUUAGAUUCUGCUAAAUACUCAGUAAAAAUUACGCGAUGACUUUCAGAUUGGUCACAUCUCAAAUGUGGACAGUCUUUGUCUGGCUGUGUCAUUUGUGAAUCAUUAACACAUUUAUUCAUAACACUGUGACUGUAAAUACAUUGUAAAUUUCAAUGCUCUGUUUACAGUUUGAUGUAUCAUCUCCAUUUAAGCUGAUUGCAAAUCUGAGGCUUUUGCUUUGUUUGCAGUGCAGGCAAAAGUGUAAAAUCUGCAUGACAAAACUGCAUGAACCAGACAUUCAUUUCUCUCUAGCAGGAAUAGGCAAAAUUUUUGUUUACUACAUUUCUCAUUGUUGUGUUAACUUCUUCCUUUGUUUCCUUUUAUAAAUCACAUAAAAUUAUUUUUUUUUGCAGGUAGCGUCAGUUCUUUAAAAGAAGCUAAACUUCUGUUUUUCUCUCUCUUCCUCAAUCACUUUGAUUUUCUUUCUCCCUCUUUCUUUUUCAUGGAGGAGAACUUCUAAUUAUAUUGAAGAAUCAAUCUUGUAUGGUACAUCAAAAUGCCAUAGUACACAAUCAAUCAGUAACUAUUAAAGUCCCACAUGUUUUAGCUUCUCAGAGGCACAGCCAAUGGAUUUCAAUGGCCCUUACUCGCAGACAUUCAAGACCUGGUAGCUGUGUCUGUGUGCAGUGACACGGCUGUUACAUUGCAAAUACCUCCAUAUGGUCUGUCUGCCUUUGAAAUCGGAGAUAAACGGCAGGUAGAAGCUAUUAUGUAACAUUGCUUUAGUCCAAGAUUAGCUUUGUGAGAUCUUUGGCCAAAUGCUGUUGGCUUUUUUAUGAUCUUGAUUUCAGCUGUUUCCUGGCUGCCUUUAUGUCUUACUUUUAUUCUUUUCUAGAGGAAAAAAAAUGUUUUACUCCAUUUGAAAGAGAUCCUUUCCUCUUGAAAACGUAGCCUGAAAUCAUAUUUUACAGCAUUUUGGCUUCAAUGCCAUGUUUUCUCUCUCUCUUACGUAACCCAACAGGAGAAGACCACUCCAGACCUAUCUUGCCUCCUUCCCUGGAGAUCCCGUUAGCUCCCAUACUUUCUCCACUACAUAUUUCAGCCACCAUGGCACCCAAACCUGUCCCUGAGAAAACUGUGAUCAAACAUGGAUAUCCUUUGAGUAAUCCAAAAGUAACGUCCCAGUCCCAGUAUAGUCCAGAACCUCAACCAAACCCACAGUCGCGGCCAGAGUAUUCUCAUCCACCCCAAUCAAAACCCAGAACACCAAAACCUCAAAUUAAGAACUGGUCCAAGUCUCAACCCUCACCCCAGUCAAUAUCUCAGCAUACGGCCAAGGCUCGACUGCAGACAACAUCCCAGCCCAUACCCCAUACCCAUCUACAAAUGCAACCCAAACCAGAAUCUCAGUCAAGACCUCAAACCAAACCACAUUCUCAACCAAAAUUUCAGAGGACUUCUGACACCGAAUCUCAACCACAAACCAGACCAACAUUAAAGCCCAUAUUAGAGCAAAAACCUAAACCACAACCAACAUCCCAACACACACCUAAGACUCAGCCACAGCCCCUUUUAGAAUUGAAGCCCAAACUCAAUAUCAGACCACAACCCAGACCAGAAUCAAAGCCCAUACCCCAGAUCAAACCACAACCUAAACCAGAAUCAAAGCCUGUACCCCACACUAUACCACAAACAAAACCAGAAUCAAAACCCGUACCUCAGAUCAAACCACAGCCCAAACCAGAAUCAAAGCCUAUACCCCAGAUCAUUCCACGACCAAAACCAGAAUCCAAGCCGAUACCCCAGAACAACCCAAUACCCAGUGCAACAUCCCAGCCCAAACCUGGAAUUAAACCACGACCUCAACCAGAUUCCAAGUCUGUUACCCAAACCAAACCAUCCCUACAACCAGAAUCCCAGCCAAUACCCUGGACCAAACCACAACCCCAACCAGAAUCCAAGCCCAUACCCCAGACCAAACCAAAACCCAAAACUGGAUCUAAGCCAACACCCCAGACCAAACCAAAACCUAAACCUGGAUCCAAGCCAAUACCCCAGAACAAACCACAACCUCAACCUACAUCUCAACCCAUUCUACUGACCCAGCCAUACCCACAACCCAAACCAGCAACCAUACCCAUACAAAAUUUGGAACCAAAACCUCAGCCGACACCCCAAUCUACAUCACAGAUUUUAUCACAAACACAAUCGCAAGGACCAAUUCUUGAACCAGAACCACAUCCAGAACCAACUUAUCAAAUAACACGGAUCAAACCAAAACCUCAGCCAACAUCCCAAUUUAAUCUCCAUAUCUUUCCUACAACACAGGCUCAGACAAAACCACUUCCCCAAUCAAAGCCCCAAACCACAACUGAGCUCCCAGCUGUACCUAAACCUCAAGUGACACCCCAAAUAAAUCAUCAGGUCCAUCCUCGGAUACAACCACAUUUUAAGACCCAGACACAAUCUACAGUCCGAGCAUCAAUCCAGCCCAUUGUUAAGGCAUAUCCACAAACACCUCAACCAGCACUUGAACGUAUGACCAAAACCCAAAAUGCUGUAGUAAAGGACAACAUUAAACUCCAGGCUCAACCACAAUCAGAAUCCACAACUGAGACACAAGCCCAAACACGACUUCAACAAAAAAUAAACCAACAGCCUCAACCCACAACAAACCCUGAGACUCGACUUACAACCAAGCAGAAGUCACAGACCUUGCCAACUCCAAAGCCAAAGACCAAUAAUUUACACCCCAAGCCCAAAAAACAACUUCAAACCAAAGGUCAACCCAAGUCCAAGACAGAGACACAACCAAAGUCCCAACCCAAGCCUCAACCAAGACCCCAGCCAAAACCUUCAACACGGACACAACCAAAGCCCCAACCAAGGGCCCAACAGCCAAAUGCUAAGACUCAGCAGAAGCCACAAUCACAACAUCCAAUUAAGACCCAAACAGAUCCUGUACCUCAUUCUCAACCUAUACUCUUAACACAACCUCCAAAAGACCAGUCUAAGUCCCAAGUUGAGCCUCUACCAGAGCCACACCCUGCCUCUAGGCCCCAACAACAAUCUCAACCUGGGCUUCAUUCUGAGUCUCAGUCCAGGAGCUACUCUGGUACCACCGAGGUCACCCCAAGGAAAACUGUCACAACGGGUAAAGACUCUGCCUUGUGCCAUCAGCAAUCAACCGAUCAAGUAUUACGACCUUGUCUAAAGUUACAUUUUAAAAGGGGCAUUUGUUAAUGUAUUGCUUGUAAUUUAUUUGGAAUUUUAAAGAAAACUACUAAAAGAUAAAUUUUUUAAGUUAGAGUCCAGUAUUUUCUGACAAAAUAGUAAUAAUAUGGAUAUUCUUAUUUCGACAAAUACCCUUACUGCCCACAAGGAUUAAGCCCUGCAACAUAUUCCUUGUGUUUUGGCACAGAAGGGUAGAAUAUGCCCCCUUUAAAGUCCAUAAUGUAAUCAUACACAUACAGUAAUGGUUGAUAACAGUAAUAAAUAGAUAAAUAGUGAGUUCUCUUUCAAACAGCUCCUAGUCCACCGGAAGAGGGCAAGCCUCUACCAAGACCUGCCCUGGAUACAGAGAAUGCUGAUAGUUACAUUCAGGGUAAACACCAUGCCAAGUUUGUCCCAUCACCAUCUCUGCUUCUGUUGCGUCACAUGAAACCCAGUGUUUUCAGUUGUCCCUCAAACUAUUGGAUGAUGUCACUGCUUCCCCAUCACCAUCUCCAUCUUACUACCCCACACAACCCACCCCACCAUUAUCCCUCCUCCCAAGUGUGCCUCCAUUUUCAGCCCAGCACACUCACAUCACCUCUGCCUACUCACAAGCAGAGCAGACUUGCUGGCUUUCCAAUCUCAUCUAUACUUCUGUCAUCUCAUUCAUUGCCCAAUCUUUUUUCAUUCUUACUUUCUUGUGUGCUUUGUCAUUUACUCCAUUUAGGUCAAGCUGUCAUUCCAAGAAAGUGAUCAACCCUAAACUCCUCAAUCGCCUCUCUUUUGAUCUAGGUGCUGGUGCCAUCAAAACCUCAGUUGCUGAAGUUCCUAAAUCUCCUAUUAGCUCAUCAGCUUCUCAAGCAGGAAGAAACAGCACUCUGCCUCGCAACCGGGGUCCUCCAAAUCCCAAUCACAAAACUGUCCGACCACUUUCUCCGUCCAAGACAUUCACCUCCCCUCAAAGCUCCAGCUCACCUGGUGGUAAUGGAUUACUCUGAAUACCUGUCUUUUUAUCUCUCUUUUCCUAACCUUAAAUAAUCCUCUUUUGCGUCCUGCUGCAGUUGUGCACACUCUGAAGACAAACAUAUCUUUUGAUCUAAUACACGAUCAUUGUUUGAACACAUAAAGUAGAUGUUUGUACACUUGUUUUCUUCUCCCAGUUUUUCUUAAUCUUUCUGCUUCACUGCCUCUUAUCAUCCAUGUGUUCUCCAUGCUCUGCCACAUGUGCUCGGUGUAUAUUUCACAGCUUUACCACAAGCAGCAGCGGUGUCUCAGGGGUUGGGAUCGUUAACAUGAUUUACAGGCCGACUUGCUGGCCGGAUGGGAAGUCUGGCCACAGCACUGGCCAGAACACACCACAUUUUACACCAUCUAUGCCAAGCCAAGCACUGUGCAGACAGAGCAGCCGCCACAGCCAGCCUCUCUCCUUCUUUCUCCCUGUAUCUCCAUCUCUCACGGCGCAUAUUCCCCAAAGAGUUUCAGAAGUGCAGAGCACUGAAACGUCAAACAAUAUAAUUUGUGUUUUGAAGUCAUGUGAAUUCCAUUUGUAUGUCCAGAACAUCUGUUAAACCAAGCUGAAAACACAAUCACAACGCCAGCUUUAUUGUUAGAGACUAUAAACAAGGGGACAAAAGUGAGAAAGAAAGACAAGGCAGUUUUCUUCCUGACUUUCUUCAAGAUUGUUGGUCAGAUGACACUGAACAUUUUUAACAGACCUCUUUCUUCCUCCAGCACUCGGUGGAGUACAACAUAGGGGAAAUGCUCUUCCUAAACCUGCGGUGUGGCCAGGAGAGAAACCCGGUAAUGACAAACCAAGACAAUUGCCUUUCAGUGUUCCUCACUCACUAACCAAAGAGGCGCAGUUUUGUCCUGUUCCACAUGGCCAUGCUCAUCUCUCCAUCUGCCGCAGUCCUGUCAUGCUUUGUGAUUUUUUAACUUGUUUGUCAGUGUGAUGUUUUUGUCUGGUUGUAGUUUGUGUUGUCAAAUGCAUCCCAGCAACUUGUACUUGACUGAGACUGAAGCCAUAUAUAAUUGUAAAUUUGGCCAAUACCUAUCUUUUCCAUGUUGUUUAGUCUACAGCACAUAUGGAGCUGUAAUCAUGAGCUGGUUUAAAUUAGUCUGAGAGCAACUUUAGCCUGCAUGUUGUAAAAGGUGAAUGUGUCCUACCCGAUUUUUUGGUGAGUCACUUUUUCCCAUACUGUCAAGCAGACUCAGUAAAUUGAAUGAUUAAACCCAUCUCAAAUAGUGAGCAUAAACCACGGCUCAACCACAUGGAUUAAUAGUGACACUUUGCUCACUCUUUGUUGUUUGGAUUUGUGAAGAGGGGUUUGUGCUUCAGUCUCAUGUCACAGCUGGUGUGUGUUAUUUCUGGAAACUUGGACAGUUUCAGAGGUCUUCAAGGAGUCACAAGGCUCCCUGGAAGCAACUCUAAGGCAAAGAAUAGACAUUUUGAAGACACACACACACACACACACACACACACACACACACACACACACACACACACACACACACACACACACACACACACACACACACACACACACACACACACACACACAAGCAUGAAGUUGCUAACUAUUACCAUUGUUCCAUUGAGUUAACCAUCUCUCAGGCCUUUAAAGCUGAACUGGCCAUUCAAAAGUCUCGAUGCAUCUCCAGUCAAACUGGUUUGCUUUGGCUUUCCAUCCUCAAUGUUGCUGUGCCAGGAAAUACCAGGAGUGUAAAAUGAAUUGCAUGAACUCGCAUUGGUAUAAUGAACUCAUGGCUGAUAGUACAACAGGAUGAGCAAAAUAAUGUACAUUUUGGUUGAAGUAGCUACCGCUUUGGACAGAGAAACACAACUACACACACAACUAGGACUUUGCAAGGUAUUUGCGCAAAAUAGCUAUGAGUAGGACUUAAUGUUGAUUGGUAUGUAAAUGCUUCUUUUAAGGAUACAAGAUCUAGAAUUGUGCAUGUUUAUGUCAUUUGGACAUAUACUAGGACAGUGGGGCUGUGACAGCUGGUACAUCUUGGCACCUUUCUGUUAGCACAUUCAUAAAUAAGUGCUUAUAAAGUGUUAUUUUUGUUACGCUACACUCAAUAAUUUCAUGUAACGUCAAAUUUAACCAUCUCUUAUUCUGAAAUCUGUGAAAAGUUGUCCCCUACUAAGCCUCCAAGAGCUAAUAAUGGCACGAUGUGCAGGAUCCCUAUUCUAUACUUUCCUCAUAGAAGUGCUUUCAAAGGCGAUGUCUAGCCAUGAAAUCUGAGCAUGUGUUACAAAUCAAACAACCUCAGUGAGGUGAGCCAUUGUUUUGUGAUUCAGUGGGAAUAUUUUCCCCUAACUGAAAGUAAAUCUUUCUCUUUUGAUUGCAUCUAAUUCACAUUUUCAUCGCCAAGAGAAAGUUCUUCAAUAGAAACCAGCGCUCACGUCCCUGCUGCUGUUUUACAUCACACGUGUGAGUCUGGAGUCUUUCGCACUUCUGAGACUUGACCUGCUGUUUGAAGGGUUUAUAGAGCCACAGUAAACCAAAAACACCCGCUGUAGAAACUGCAGAACUUCAAACCAGAUUUUAUCUUAUACAUCAUAGAGACAUAGUUGACAUGUAUAUUGUUGACACCAGAUAUUAUCACAUAACAACACAAUGGCUGCCAGUUUAAGCAUGAGGUAACUCUUUCGAGCUGUCAGUUCACAUACACCAGUCAUUGGUGUUUGUAUAUGUUGAGGCAGACAUUUAAAGGACUGCAUCAUAUUGUUUGAGUUAAUAUUAGAGCAUAUGUUUGCUUUUAGCUGUCACUUCGACCAUGUGUGAGUCAGAGGUAUUUCUUGAAGGUAUUCUUGGUGUUAAUCAGUAACUGUUUGGCAGAUUGUUUCAGUUUGUCUUGAAGUCCUGAACUCCUCUCUCUUGGGAGUAGGUGCCAAGGAUUACUGAUUUAUGCUGACCAGUGGGAGGUCAGCUUCAGGGAGGUAACCUAUCCAAGAGAAAUGUUUCUGGUGUGUUUUGGCCCAAACAAAUGAACAAUUACCGAAUUUUGUCAACAAAACGGUGAGAAAUAACAAAUGGUGCAGGGAGUGGAUGCUCUAGAAGUGAUUCGGUGCAGUUAAAUGGAUUAUCUCAAAACAAGUCAGAUGUGAAAUGUGUAACGGAAACUCGGUGAAUAAACCUCCUCUAAGAUAUCACAACAAUGAUUUAGGAUGGUUAUUCUCCUUAACAAUAUUAAGCAAACCCUUCAAGUUAGAAAUCAGAGUUUCACAGCUUGUCCUGUUUCCAUGGUGUUCUUGUUAUUACUAAUCCAGUUCAGUAAAUCCAAUGAACUCCUCUCUGGAGUUAAACUGAUACGAUUUCCCUCUGAUGAUUUGGCUUGUUUUUUUAUUUUUCUCUGUAAUGCAGGAAUUUGUGCAACAGCUGGUGGUUAAACUUCAUUGGAUUCAGAUUUAUUUUCACAUGAGGAGGGUUAGAAUCUGAUUAAAUAGGACUGGAUCUGCUAUCGUACUUUUCUCUUAAAGAUUCAAAAAGGAUUUCUAAAUCGCACAGUUGUUGCUAGGAUGAGCGAUUAAACACCUCUUCAUGGUUUCUUGGGAAUAAAACACCGACAUGGUUUUCAUUAGUCAUAGUGGUGCUCUGUGGCAGCACUUAAACAAUUCACAUGCAAUCUGCUUGGCUUUUAUGUGCUUCAUUGUUGUUUGUAUCAAGCUUGUGUUGGUAUUUUUCUUCUUUUUUUCAGCUCACAGUAUAAAUGCAGCCCUCUCCCUGCUUCAUGUCUCCCAGUCUCUGAAUCUACAAACUUGACAUUCCCUCAUCAUUAUUGCAUUAUUAAAUAACCAGUAACAUUUGUUUUCAGUUUUCUAUCCCAUCUUCACUCCUGACCACCUGCUCUGUUCCAAGCUGCUAAACUGAGUCUCACUCUUGUUUCCCACGUUUUGUUUUCUUUGCAGUGCUGCGUCCUUCUGUUCCCGUCAACAAGAGACCCAACCUGGUGGCGAAACCUAGUGACCACGGUGAGAAACAGUGAACAGCGAUGGCUGCACUGAGCACUGCUGCACCUUACCCUGUAUACUCUUAUAAUGCAUAAAGGGGCAAGACCGGGGUUUUAAAUGUUUCCCUCAUCCUCUCUGGAACAAAAUGCAUUUCACAGGAACUGAACAACUUCUGCUGAAAAUCCCAACUGGGUGUGUUGCCUAAAGUUAGAUAAGAAGACUGGUACAACACUAGUCUGUCCAAAGGUAACAGGAGCUGCCAAGCAAAAGCAAAGAGUUGAGAACAUCACUGCCAAGCCAAUUAAAAGUCUUUGGCGACAUUCCUGAAGAACUUAAACCUGUUGCCCUUUCACUUUUUUCUUGAACUGAUGAAACAAACCAGAAGUAAUCUGAUAUUGCUGUGGUGCAGAGUCAUGCUUUUUUCAGUCUUUGGCUUAGCUCAGCUUAACUAAAAGGGCACUGGCUGGAGCUACACACUUUCUGUUCUCUUUACUCAACAGGUGUCAAAAGUCUUUCAUUUUUAUACCCAUGUCAUGCAGAGCACACCAGAGUCUAUCUGCAACUAGAACCACGAAAACACAUUUUUACACUGCUUCUAACUGGGCGCAAAAUCCUUUACUUUCAUUAUAUAUCGAUAGGGUUGCAAAAUUCUGGAAACUUUCAAAGUUGGAAACUUUCCUUGGGAAUUAAUGGGAAUUAAUGGGAAUCAACAGGAAUAAAUCUGAAAUUUUAGAACUUUUAAAAUUUUUAAAAAUUCCCAGGCUUAACUUCCCAUGGAAAAUUUCCGGGAUAUUUUCUGCCCCUUUGCAACCCUAUAUAUCGAUGACAAUGUGUAUCAGCGUGCAGGCUGAGCAAUAUGUCUGAUUUAGUAUCUAAUCAUACUGGUUCUCCCUCUAGACUGUGGCCCUGCAGUGUUAAACCAGCCCAUACCUGGCUGUGACGCAUUGGUAUUUGAUGCUUUUGGAUAGGACUGUUUUCACACAGUUACAGCCAGUGUGUCCCCAAAACACAGGUGACAAUGGGGUUGUUUGUGAUGUUAAUGCUGUUAUUACUUUUCCUCCUGGUAGAAAGUCUGUCUAACCUGGACUUCACAGCUGUUGUGUUGCCUGACUGAAGCUUGCUCGUCCGAGGCCUUACUUCCUUGCUAGCGUGCUAGCACUCUUGUGUAUUUAUUAAUCCCACAUGAGGCUUAUUUAAAUUUGGUUCUGCUCAACAUAUUUUCACAUCAUCAAGCAAAUCAAGCUGUAUUGUGUUUAUGCCCUCAAUUACAGUUUGAGAAUUUCUGUCUUGGUUUAUCUUUCGCCAAUAACAAGAACUUAUAACCUGAAAAUUGCUUUUAACAAAACAAAUGAAACUUGAAAACAAAACAGUAUUUAUCUCAUUAUUACAGCUCCACCCGAGUCUUGUUGCAAAUACUCUCUUCCUCUGGACAUUUCAAGUUUCUGUUCACUCUGUCAUCAGUUUUUCUUGCUGUCUCUUUUUUGUUGCAGUGCACAAAGCCAGUAUUUGUGUAUGUGCUCAUGCAUGAUUCUGAGCAUCUGGGCAUACUUGGUCCCAGAAUAAGUAUUUUGGCAGACUUUUUCCCCUUUUAAAGAGCAAAAGAGAUUACUCAAGAAGCAAAUCCUGAUCCUUGGGCUGCAAGGAAAAGGCCACUGAGUUGCUCAGUGAGGAUGGCCAGAGCAGAUGGAUCACAACUGUGUGUGACUGUGAGUCAGAUGAUGAGGGUGAAGAGCUGAUCCUCCUCCUCCUCUGCUCUGUCCUUAGAUAAACCCAUGGAUCUGAAACAAGGAGAAAAUGACUCCAUAUUGAAGCCAUUCCCCGUGGUCACAGCCAAACCGAAGCAAGAGCGCAGACAACAGACAACCACCUCCGCCCCAUCAGUAAACAGUAGGAGAAAUUAAUAUUUUGAUGUGUCAUAUGAACUGUUUUCACACCUGCAGCGAAACAAGUGUCUCACAUAACGUUGAAAAUACCUAAUAAAAAGUUUUUUGAACUCAGUCAAUGCACACACAUGGCAAUAAUCAGUAUAUAUUGCUGAUGCUGCCUGCAGGUGUGUCUUAUAGAGAAAUGAAAAAAGUAUAACAUAUGAGGAGGCAGAAAAAGAGUCUAAAUUCGGGCCAGAGCAGGUGCUGGCUGGUGUUUGACCUGGGCCAGAGCUGUAAAAAUGAGGACAGAGAGAGCUGCCAGAGACUGUUGGCACAUAAACCUCAACCCAACUACUUACUUCUGCUUCCUUUUCAGGCAGCCGCUUUGACGUAAAUGAAAACUCUUCUAUAUUCAGGCCUCUGCCUGCCUCUGAAGUAGACAUCAUGGGCAAAAAACGUUAUGUAGGUAAGAUUCACCAGCAAUUUUACCUUUUCACUACAGGUUCACUCUCAACCCUUCCUGCAAAUUCAGCAUUUAAAUUAACAAACAAUUGAAGCGAGUACAUCAAUGAUGAGUAACUGCUGUCUCUGUGUCUCUAGCUCCUCAUGUGAUCUACAAGACAGAUAAGAAGCCAGAUGAACCUUGUUCCAUCACAUCCUCCCUCGCUUAUUUCCCCGAUGAGGAGGGGGCUGAUCAGAAUGUGACCGGUCCUCCCCGUGUACCACCCUCUAACCUCACUGUGGUCACAGUGGAGGGCUGCCCGUCUUUUGUCAUCCUUGAUUGGCAGAAAUCUGACAACGAAACCAGAGGUAGGGUUGGCGUGUACUUGGAGUCCUGUUUUGUGGGCUUGUCACUCUUGAUUCAGUGGAGUCCACCUUCUUGUCAGGGGGCUUGACCUUUCUGUAACCACCAAAGUUGGCCCUCAUGAUAUGCUAGGGCUGGAUGAUUAAUUGAAUUUCAAUUACGGUUACAGUCAUGAUGAUUUGAUUAUCGAGACUGAACGAUAACUAUGCUGCCUGUUGUGUCUCACUUGUUUUGUCACAUUAUGUCCCAAACUCAGUUCGAAUUUCAACAAAGUUUGGGAGCAUAAGAAAGUUGCAGAAGCAGCAAAAGAGAAGGUGUUGUGAUCAAUGAGUGUGUGUGAGUGCCAGACUAACCAGUGACAUCAAUCCCUAUCAUAAUAAAAUACAAGCCUGUGUUUUGGCAUUGAGGCUGGAAGACCAGAGUGAUUUGUUAGCUCUAAAGUCUGUGGUAAAAUGUGAGUGGUGAAAAAAAUGCAAAUUUUCUAGUUUUUAAUAACAGUGUAAAAUCCACUCUACUACAAGUGAACGUCUGGCAUUUAAUGUAGCAAGUAUUAUCGUCAAAAUUAAGUCAAAGCUCUCAAAGUGAACUGCAGAGCUGAUCCAUGAUGAUCCUGUUCAGUACUAUAACACUGGAUUUAAAAAAGUCAUAUAACCAGAUGGUGUGUAUUCAUCAUGUAAACAUAAUAUAGGUCUAACACAAGACAAAAAACACUCAAUUAUUGGGGUUGAAAAAUAAUACAUCUUAUCUUAAAUGGAUCUUAUUUCACUGAUGCAGACUUUUAAUACGUCUAGAUUUCUGUCUAAGAUUCCUUCUGAACAUAGAUGCUCAUUCACUGCACUUCAGCAUAUGUGAGUAUAUGAGUAUGAAAAAUAAUAACUAGUUAAUCCCACAUCCUGUACUCACUUGUUAUAGAAUUAAAGUAGCAUGGUGCUCAUUUUGUAAUGAUAGUCCCAUUCAGCCUAGUGAUUAAGUUGGGUAUGCUUGAACAAGUUGCCACCUGGUGUUUGAAAAUGUAUCACCAUGACAACCUGUCAGUAAGGACAGAGGUGUUACAAUGCACAGCUUCUCAUCCAAAUUUGUCAAUUUUGGUUUAAUGGAGCCCAGAUAAUAACAGGAAAGGCUCAAAGAGGUGACAUCAGUGAAUGCCAUUGUAGUUUUAAAAAGGAAAAUAAGCACACUAACAUUUCUGCUCCUUUCCUAGAGUAUGAAGUUGUAUCCACCACUAAAGGACCAAAUGGAGAGGAGGUGUCUGUAUUGACCACCAACCAGACGCACACAGCUGUGGAGAAUCUCAAGCCAGAGAGCAGGUAUGUGUCAGUGAAAAAUGAGACACACUUCAUAAACAUUUUCUCCAGUGGCUGUCCAAAUUGUCAGAUACUCUUACUGUGUGUAGUUUGGAAAUAACCACCAGAUUAAAUGUCCAAGAUUGUCCAGAUUGAAAAAAAAAAUUGCUCAAAGGUCCAUGUGGAGUGUCUGACUUCUUGCAGGGCUAUUAUUUCUCUGAGUUAGUCCAAGGCAGAAACCUGAGGGCCUGAAAAAUGAAGCCAAGGUGGAUGCCAAAAACCUGCAGUUCCUUAAAUGGCCAAUCAGGAUUGAUCCAAAAGUCAGGAAAUCUGUAUUAAAAUCGAAAACAACCCAGCAGAAUAAACAUGGGAGCAGCUCAGACAAAAAAAAAAAAAAAAAGAAAUUGCCUUAACCUCUCAAAUUUCACCAAGGCUUGAAACUAUGCAUUGGUAAGGGCAUGGUUGUUUUGACAGGAAGAAUUCAAUUAGGAAUCUCCUGCACAAACUUGACCUUUUGAGAAUCCACCUACUUGUUCAAAUAUGGUCACUUCUGGCAUUAAAGGUCCAAGUUACCAAAAGUGACGCUUCUAAGUGUAGUCCAGUCUCUGUUAUCUUUGUCUCAUAAGGGCCUUUGUCCAUAAAUACCAUUUCCAGGUAAUCUGCACACUAAAAAGUCUGAAUUAAGACUUCUUAAGAGCUUGUCAAGACCCAAACAAAGAAAUUUCAACAAUUUUUCAUACUGCAAAAUUACAAUUUCAACUGAUGUGGCCGAUUAAAACUACUACCAAUACCAAACUUUAACAUUACUAUGUAUAUAUCGUGUCAGGUCUUUUGAUAUUAUCUUUCCCAACAACAACAGUGACAGCACAUAUGUAAAAGAAACAAGUUACUCUUAUUUCUCUCAGGCUAAUUGUAUGAAGAAAUGUCUAUGAACUGUUUUGAAUUUUUCCUUUGAAUGGUUCCUUUUGAUAAAUACUGCUAAGGAAAGCUUAAGCACCAUGCAACAACUUUUGGACACCAAGCCACUGUAAGCGCCAGUAACAAGUACUUUAAAGUCCAGGUUUUGGGCACUCCCGACCCAAAACAUGAGGUCAUGGAUCACAUCACUUUAGCUGAAGAUAUUGAUGAGGAAACAAGAGUUACUUCCAUACUUGGCCCUGCACUUGUUUUGUUUGCAUUCAUAAUGUGUAUUUAAGGAUUUGCACAUAGCAUUUUGAUGAGUGACACGGUAUUUAUGCAUUACUAUGAGGCAUCUCCAGAACAAUGCUGUCUGCUUGAAUGACCGUCUGAUUACAUUAGCGAGCUUCACUGUAAAUCUCAUGGGGCUAUUAAAUGGCACUGCAACCUCCUCUGUCAGCCAACGGAGUGACUCAUGUUUGGUUUGCAUAUAUACAAAAUGGAUAAAGUGACACAAAAGCUGAUGAAAUCUGGGUGGAGUGGGUCACAGAGUUUUUAAUUAGAUCCAAGCAUCUGGAGUCUCAGAACUCACCAGAACCCUCCUCUGGGCUUGGUUUUCUGGCCUGACUAUUAGCCAAACUCUUGCCAGGACAUCUGAACGCAGCACGUGGAAUAACCAUCAGCUUUGUGUUUGUGUGUGAGUGUGUGUGACCAACUCUUUGCUGUCAAAAGCAUAAAAAUAUAAUGUGUCCCAGUUCUGGGGUUUGAGCAAUUUAGAUUGAAAACUUCUUAAACUUUGAAAUCAUCCUUUUUUUUUUUCUAUUACAGUUAUGAAUUCAAAGUGACGCCAAGGAAUGAGAUGGGAACAGGACCCUCCAGUGAUCCUGUGUCUUUUAACACUGAAUCAGGCAAGUUUCACAAAGAAGGAUUCCUCAUAAAACCACAUAAACACCAAUUAGCUGUAUUUUGAUGCCACUGUGAAUAAUUCUAAUAAUCAGGCAGAGUGGGCUGCUUUUAAACACUGAAGGUGGCCUGUUAGGCAGUUGUUCAUCUAAUGAUUUCAACAUGGCAUUGAGGUUGAACUGAUUAAGACUCUGAGGACUUUUUAUCUCCCCAGAUGUCCUCUGUGGAUUAUUCCUCACAUAUCAUCUACUUUCUGAUCAGAACGCUCCAAGCUAAUGCUGAAUCGCUCAUAAAGGAGAUAAAGUAAAGCCCUGGGUCGAUCAAAUGUUGUUUCAUUAAAUUCACAAUGACAACACUUAGAGAAAAGUGCUUUGCUUAUUUGGCCUCUUGCCCUGGUGCAAUCAAAGCGCAGCCUGUUUGAGGCUAAACACUGUAAAAACUUUGCCAAAUGGGCUCCGGUGCAGGUUGUCUGGCUUGGUCUUGCACAGUAAUUCAAGAUGUCUCGUGACUUUGUAUUAAUUUUGCGAUGUUUUGAUGAUGUUAUUUAUUACAAGUUUCUCUUGUGUUUGCAGCCGAUCCACGAGUGAGCGAAAACGUUUCAGGUGAAUAUUGUUUGUCCCUCUCUUCAACAGUAUGUUCUGACUUAAGCUCACUUUUUAAAAUAACUGGACUUGGAUUUUUGUUUACAAAUAUCAAUUUGUUUAUGAGUUCUUUGCUUCCAAUGGUUUUCUCCCAGGCAAAGAUGCCAUCUGGACCCAGUUCCCAUUUAAAGCCGAUUCCUACUCUGAAUGCAAUGGAAAGAUGUUCGUGAAGAGAACUUGGUACCGAAAAUUUGUUGGCAUCCAGCUCUGCAACUCCUUGAGAUACAAGAUCUACCUGAGUGACUCUCUCAAUGGUAAAUACAGACUGAAACAAGAAUCAGCUGGUAGGACACUAAAGACAAAGUACUGUGAAGGCCAAAGUCCUAAUGAUAUGGUAUGCAAACCCGCAAGGACAACCAGUAUGUCAAAAUCAUCAGUACUGCUGUAAUCACAACCAUCUGGAUCGUGUCAAAAUACAGGGGAUUAUUCCUGAGCCCGUGCAACAAUUCCCCAACAAGUUUAAUAAAAACGGGUUCAGUAGUUUUUCCAAAACCCUGCUGGAAAAUAGAUAAAGAAAGCCCAGAACACAGUUAUUUUAUAGGGUGUUAAAACACUAUGUACAUACAUGUAAGGAUAUUUGUACAUGUUUGAACUUCUCAAAGUCAAAUAAACGCGUGUAGAUAAUGCGGUUGAUUACCCAAAUGGUCCAAAAAUAGGCCUAGGCUUUCCUUGCACACCUCAAAGUCUUCAACCUGUCUUUAAACCAAACAUUAAAAUACAAAUACAAAUAAAAACAUGCAUUCACAGGGCUUUAGCGCCUCUUCAGAAAAGAACUAUACCAUUGUUAACAACUUGCUUUUGCUUCCUCUAUCCUCUCUGUAGGAAAAUUCUAUAAUAUAGGAGAUCAGACAGGACACGGUGAGGACCAUUGUCAAUUUGUGGACUCUUUUCUGGAUGGACGGACAGGCACCCAGAUGCUAGCUGACCAGCUACCAAGCAGACUAGGUAUCUUUACACUCCAUAAUACAUCAUUAGCAUGUUAAAUCAAGUAGCAUCUAACCCCUACUCUGUCUUUUUCCCAGGGUAUUAUCGAGCCUUGAGACAGGAGCCUGUGCACUUUGGAGAGAUUGGAGGGAAGUCACAUGUUACUUAUGUUGGGUGGUAUGAGUGUGGUACACCCAUACCUGGGAAAUGGUAA